GAGGUGUCCAACCGCCUCCGCCAACAUAAAGGGGUCCCUGCAAAGACCAAGACGGUCUUCCGGAGCUUCUGCCUCGCCACAAUGAUGUGGGUCCAUCACCUGGGUCCUACGAGCAUUAAAGAGUUCAAGGUCCAGGAAUGGAACGACAGGGUGACGGAGGGAGACAGAGUCAUUAUAAAUCUGUCCAAAGGAAGCAUAAAGUUGAACCAAAAAGAAGAACAUUGGUUGGACUGCUACUUCAAGUAGCAGAUUAUUUAAAGGCUCAACCUCCGGAGGGAGACGACGGGGACCGGUUCUUCCUGGGAGCUUCAGGACUUCCUCUUCGUAACCCAACAGCUGAUGUGCAGCGACUACGAGAAAAGUACGUCAAGAGGCUGCAGGAGGCACCUACGCCACCAGCAGAGCCACAGGCAGGAAUGGUGGUCAGUCCGCCCCGGUCAGCUGCUGAGGAGGAGCCACCACAGACGCUGGAGAGGACAUCUCCACCUACCCCAGCGGUGCCGCUCCCAACUCCUAGGUUUUGGGGAGCUUUUGAAGACCUGUUUCCCGUUACCCUUCACGGGACGCCUCCCACAAAGCCGCAGGCGGCAGAGGCAGGAUUUGAGGACCGCAGCUAUUACCACUACUGGAGGAGGCUUCAGUACAAGCUGCGUGUACAGUAUACUCUUGAGCAGUCCACUGACAGGACUGGCCAAAAACCCCGAGCGUCUCGUGUCCAGCGUGCCAUGGCCAAGGAGACCACGUGGACCAGCAAUGUGCCGUCUGUGGACAGUGUUCUGCUGGCGUGGGUGCCCUGCCAGGAACCGUCCCCUGUCGCAAAUCACCCUCUCCUCAUUGCUUCUGUGGUCCAUCAGAAGUGGAAAGGUCUGGCCAUUAAGCACUUCGAGGGGAAAGGCAAAGGAGUCAUUGCCACCAUGAAGUUCCAGAAGAACCAGGUCGUGUGUGACUACCACGGUGAAGAAGUCUCCGAGCAGGAAGGGGAGCGGAGGCUGGAGACCCUCGCUGGGGAACCGUCAUACCUGUUUUUCUUCAAGGGCGAGGGUGGUGAGCCUCUCCGCAUCGAUGCACAGAAAUUCCCCUGUGACUGCCACCCUGACAAAGAAACGUUUGGGAGGAGGAUGAAUCAUUCCCGAAGGAGAAAUAAUGUGCGGCCUCGGAGAGUUUCCUUAAACUGUCCUGAAGGACCCAGAGAAUGUGUUCUGUUCUGUGCUCUACGGGACAUUGCUGUCAGUGAGGAACUCCUGUGGGACUACGGCGUUUGUAGAGCAUCUUUCGGAGGGAAAGGGAGAGAUCUUCCACGGCUUGAUGACUGACGUGGUCAUAUAUAUAUAUAUAUAUAUAUAUGUGUGU
Molecule: messenger RNA, 1350 nt
Organism: Onychostoma macrolepis
Lineage: Eukaryota; Metazoa; Chordata; Actinopteri; Cypriniformes; Cyprinidae
Exons: 7
Coding region: 138-1313 (391 amino acids)
Molecular function (GO): protein binding
Source: RefSeq, a predicted model, not a curated record